CCACGUCGGGUAAUGUCGGCUAAUGUAUGUGGAACAAGGUUCAUGAGCGUUCGUAGCCACCGGUGCGCUGCGGUGCAUCAAAUUAUACAAGUAAUUGCAGUACCUACUUGAGCUUGGACACGACCCGAACGCUCCAAUGGACACAAAAUCCCGCUAGACGUAGCGCACCUGCAUCUCAACCGAUCAAGUUCAAGAGCGCCUCCAGCCUUUAUCAAUCACUAAAAAUACACACUCAAAUUUGGAACGAAUGAUGUCGAUCACUCGCAUAUAUAAAGUGUGUGUUGAUCGCGCGCGGCUCAAACAGUCGACGCACACAACGUAAAAUGCACGCAUACCUAGCGCUCGCGUCCGCGCUCAUCGUCGCGCUCGCCGCGGCGGCGGUUCCCCGGGAUCGGCUCGGCUACGAGCGGGAGAUCGAUGCCACGCGAUACAACCAAGUGCCAAAGCUUUUGGACUACGUGCUCAACAACGAGUACCUAGCGGCCCAAAAGAACAGAGCGAAGCUCGUCACGAAACAUAGACCCGAGGAGGCGGUGAUCGCAGAUGACGUGUUGUUAGAAUCGAAUGUGGUGAAAAUCGUGAGGCCGACGAAAAGGGAUAUUGGGAACGAAGUGAGCGAGGAGCUGGUAAGGCGGCGGCGUGGGUACAACCUGGAGAACGUGCAGGUGCCCGCGCGGUACCCGUACCUGCCGGUGGCGCGCUUCUACCGCGUCCGCCGCUGGGGCUAGUGGCCUGCGCCCGCGUCGCCCGCGCCUCAAAUGUCAAGGCCGCGCUGAUGCUAUUCUACGGCGGCGGCGGGCCCGCCUCCUGUGCGCUCGAGCGCAUCUUCUCUGCGCGGGCGAGUGACACUCACAGACUGUUAUUUAUAUUAAUUAUGAAGUGGCUGUGUUCUGACGCUCCGUUCUGCCAUUCCUCGAGCGGUUUGGAAAUAACGAUAGAUAGAGAACAUUAUGACGUUAAUAAGAAAUAUUUUUAAGUUAGGUACCUAUACAAAUAAAUAAAUUCUGUAAACAAUAAUGGAAUUAUAAAGUGUUUUAAGAUAUUA
Molecule: messenger RNA, 1045 nt
Organism: Cydia strobilella
Lineage: Eukaryota; Metazoa; Arthropoda; Insecta; Lepidoptera; Tortricidae
Exons: 1
Coding region: 324-728 (134 amino acids)
Source: RefSeq, a predicted model, not a curated record